Anopheles nili is the source of this 1965-nucleotide messenger RNA. Its product is annotated as O-acyltransferase like protein-like. The transcript has 8 exons. Gene Ontology annotation, molecular function: acyltransferase activity, transferring groups other than amino-acyl groups. NCBI's taxonomy places the organism in Eukaryota, Metazoa, Arthropoda, Insecta, Diptera, Culicidae. The record is from RefSeq and is a predicted model, not a curated record. Bases 1 to 1965 code for a protein of 654 amino acids.
AUGGUGAAACCCUUGCUUAUACUACUGCUCGGUGUGGGUGCUUUACGGGCGGAAAAGGCCAACCGGACGGAAGCCUUUCGGUUGCCACCCAUUUUCCUGUACGACGAUUUCCGCCACUGUGAGCUGCAAUCGUCGGUGUACUGUUACGCGCGGACGCUUCUGCGCGAAGAUCAGUUCCCGGUCGGUUUCGUGUUGCCACAUAUCGAAAGCACGGAUCGGAUCGUGUACAACCAUCGAGCACAUUUUCUCGAGCUGGGCGUUUGUUUGGCCGAUUGUGAGAAAGAAUUGGCGAGCUUGAGUGAGUCCAGCCGCGAUGCACUUUUCCAGCCACGCAUUCCUGUCAAUUUCACCUUCGUGAUUCCGAACGAGCUGUUUCCCACGAUAGCAGACGAUAAGCGGCGCUACGAGACACUCGUGAACGUGUGCGUGAACCGGCGACUCAGCACGCAGUACAAUCUGACCGGUUAUACGGCGCUCGAAUACUGUCGACCUCGGCCCGAGGAUCUUAACCGUGCGUUCGACGCACUGGAGCUGCUGUUUCUCGCCGUAUCGGUGACACUAGUGAGCGUGCUGAUCCUGUCGACGGUGUUCGAUUUGAGCGGUUUUCAUCGAGACAAUGCGAUCGUUUCCGCAUUUUCCAUUGGCCGAAACUGGGCACGGCUGACCGCGGAUGCCGACUCCACUCUACAUCAGGACCUGCUAUACAUCGACGGGUUGCGUGUGAUCGUGAACCACCUCGUGAUCGUGCUGCACAGCAUCCUGAUCUCGUGUAUCGCACCACUGCGGAACUACCACUACGUGGAGCAGAUGCUAAGCCACAGCCCGAUGCUGGUGUACCUUUCGUCGAACGUCUUCCUUGUGCAGGUGUUCUUCACCAUCGGCGGGUACCUGUUGAGUGUGAACUUCCUGCGUGAUGCCACCCGAGGACGAAUCGACGCCCGGUACGUCGUAAACAGGCUGCUUAAUCGACUGCUCCGGUUGCUGCCCGUGUAUGGCUACUUCCUGCUGUUCUCCGUCAGCUUGAACGUGCGCUUCGACGUUAAUGUGGGAGGCUUCCGGUUGUUCACCGCCGAAAACGCCGUCUGCCGGCAGAACUGGUGGGCGAAUCUGUUCUUCGUGAACAACUUCAUGUGGCCCCGUGAGCUGUGUCUCAUGCACACGUGGUACCUAGCGGCGGACUUCCAGCUAUAUCUGAUGGCGCUGGGGUUGCUUUUGGUAGUCUACCGUUGGCCGAAGCACGUGGGUGUAGUUUUCCUAGCGGCUGUGGUGGUUUCCUUCGCGAUACCGGCCUACAUCACGCACCAGCACAAGCUGCAUCCGGUUUUACCGGUCAAGUUGAGUGAGGCCAAAUUUAUCAUCAUGUACGAGCCAUGGAUACGGCGGAUCUAUUUGCCAAGCUACGCGAACACGGGAUGUUACCUAUUCGGGGUCAUCGCUGGGUAUCUUUAUCAUCAAGUUAAAACGAACAAUCUGCAACUCCAUCGGCAUUUGCUUUACCGGAUCAUCGAUAAGAGCGUGACGCCAGUCCUGUUAGGAGUGUCCGUAUCCACCUGUAUAUGGUAUCUGUACGACAUCCCCAAACCGGCUCUCUGGGUGUCGCUUUACAGCGCGCUCUACCGAAACAUCAUCGGCAUCUUCGUGGCCGUUUGCUUUCUGCGCUGCAUAAAUACUUCACCUGGACUCUUCAAGACGCUGCUCUGCGCAAAGCCAUUGACCACGCUCGGGAAACUCACGUACAGCGUCUACGUCCUGCAUGACGUCGUGAUGCGCUUUGUGCUGAUGAACGAACAGUUUGAUGCCGUCAUCGGGUUGGGUAUAUUCGUGAGGUACAUGUAUUUCGUAAACGUGGUCGCGUUUGCCGGUGGUUUGGUGGUGUUUCUCACCAUCGAACAGCCUAUGAUGCAGCUCUUCAAACCAGCCAUCAACCGGCUGUGGCCGGUAGGAGUCAAAUCGAAGCAACAUUAA